Messenger RNA from Cyanistes caeruleus (blue tit), 1434 nucleotides. The record is from RefSeq and is a predicted model, not a curated record. NCBI's taxonomy places the organism in Eukaryota, Metazoa, Chordata, Aves, Passeriformes, Paridae.
CGGACCAGCUGUCCCCACUGGCAGCUCCUUCUGCAGGAAGGAGAGCCCACAGUCCCUGGGGUUUGCUGGGGCUCAGGGACCAGCACUGACCUGCUUCCCUUCGGACAAUCCGUAGGAGGGCUGGCUGCUUUCCGUGCUUUCCUCAAAUCCGAGUACAGUGAGGAAAACAUCGAGUUCUGGGUCAGCUGUGAGGAGUACAAGAAAACCAAGUCACCAGCCAAGCUCAGCCCCAAGGCCAGGAAGAUCUAUGAUGAGUUCAUCUCGGUGCAGGCCACGAAAGAGGUGAACUUGGAUUCGUGCACACGGGAGAAGACGAGCCACAACAUGCUGGAGCCGACACUGUCCUGCUUUGAUGAGGCUCAGAGGAAAAUAUUCACCCUCAUGGAGAAAGAUUCUUACCGCCGCUUCCUCAAGUCCCCUUACUACCUGGACUUGGUCAGCCCGCCUGGCUCUGGAUGUGGGCCCGAAAACUGCAAAAGAAACCACACUCACAGCUUAGACUGCAACUCCAACAUCAUCUCCCAGUGCGCCUGAGCCUGCAGCGAGGCAGGGCCGGGCUCUUGCAGAAUGUAUGGCAGCAAAAGCAUUCAUUGGCAUGAAGCAACAGAGCUGUCUCCAGUAGCUGUCUAAUGUCCCCGUUGUACCCAUGUCAUGCAACAGCCAGCAUUUGUAACCCAAUCCAGGCUCAGUGUGUGUAGCAAACCCUCCUCUGAGGUCGGUGUAGGGGCGCUGGGGUCUGUGUCUGGCAGGAGCUGGGGGCAGUCGCUGUGUGAGCCCUGUGAGCCCGGGAGGCUGCUGGGGAGCCGUGCCAGCCCUGGCACUGCCCACAGAGGGACCAGAGCGGCCGGGUCACGGCUCCUCCUGCGCUCUGGGUGGCUCCCAGACAGGUGUGGGCACAGAGGGAGCCGAGGGAAGCGCUGGGGACUGUGAUCUCCCCUUUCCAAUCUGCAGAGGGUUAGGUGAAAAGGGCUCGCUGUUCAAAGCUCCCAGGUGUCCAGGCUGCCAGGAGUGUUUGCUCAGAGCUCAGGCUGUGCUGCACUGCAGCACCAGGCACAGGAAGAGCUCCUGCUCUUUCUUGAAGGGAGACCAGAACUUUUUGGGACAGCCUCCCUCGGUUGUCACAGCCACAGUGGCAGGGAAGCUCAGCCUCCCUCGGUCACCACGGGAAGCUCUUGCUCCCUCUGUAGCACCACGUUCAUGCUGGCCAAGGACCUCUCCUAGGGCCGUGCAGAGCUGUCACUUUUGGGGAGGCUCAUUAUUUCCUAAGCUGUUAAUUGUGACCUUCACACUCCCAGGUUAAAUCCUCCAGCAGAGCAAAGCAGAACAGAAAUGUGUUCCUUCUCUGGCAGACAGCUGUGUGUUCCUGAGACUCCAGGGGUGCCAUUUGGAUUCAGCUUUGCCUCUCCUGGCUUGUGAGGAGCAGUUUGUGAGGGA